Rhagoletis pomonella (apple maggot) is the source of this 623-nucleotide messenger RNA. Its product is annotated as transcription factor mef2A-like. The transcript has a single exon. The annotation marks the transcript as partial. The record is from RefSeq and is a predicted model, not a curated record. Lineage: Eukaryota; Metazoa; Arthropoda; Insecta; Diptera; Tephritidae.
AACAAAUAAAUGCAACAACUACCGCCUGCAUGCCCUUGAACGGGCAUCUGCUCACUGCAGCUUCGUCAAUCGCCAACGCCAACAUCAGCAUCUAUUCUCAUACCAAUGCAGUACUAGCAGCGACCAACAAUCGCCCUCCUGCUGCAGUUAUCGGUGUUCCUCCUGUUUCUACCGUGGCUGUCAGCGUCAAUGGCACUUCAUUGAAUACUUCAAGUGGCGGCAAUAACUAUACUAAUCCGCCUAUAUUCAACCACCCGCCCAUCAUUUCACCCACAUUCAUCGAACACAAGUACUCGGCGAAUACUUUCAAAGAGAAAUUUUUGGCAAACCUGCGUGCCAACCAUAGUAGCGCCCACAAAUCAAAUAAUAAUAUCAAUGGUAGUAGCAACAAUAAACAAUCGUCUGACAAUUGCAAUGCUACUACCAAUGACAGUAACAACAAUAAUGGCAACAAUGCCAAUGCGGUCGCUAAUGAAGCUGGUACCGAUAAUUUGAUGGGCAAUCACUCUAGCAGCGACUCAACAGCCAACGCUACUGUCGGUAUCGAUGACUUGUGUUCCAUACAACAGCAAUUAAGUGAAAACUAUAAUAAGAACACGAUUUAUCAGAAGACAAUAAAUUGA